Girardinichthys multiradiatus is the source of this 8343-nucleotide messenger RNA. RefSeq names its product DOT1-like histone H3K79 methyltransferase (gene dot1l). Gene Ontology annotation, molecular function: histone H3K79 methyltransferase activity. Gene Ontology annotation, biological process: regulation of transcription regulatory region DNA binding; DNA repair; DNA damage checkpoint signaling. NCBI's taxonomy places the organism in Eukaryota, Metazoa, Chordata, Actinopteri, Cyprinodontiformes, Goodeidae. The transcript has 28 exons. The record is from RefSeq and is a predicted model, not a curated record. Gene Ontology annotation, cellular component: nucleus. The coding region runs from base 291 to 4466 and encodes 1391 amino acids.
CCAUAUUAAUUCAUGCCGGGCAAGAUGGCGGCGACACGGACGAGAUGUUCUUGCCAGUGAACACAUAAAGGCGUUUUAUUAAUAAUACAAAAACGAGCCGGAUUCUUGUACACGCUUCACGGUAUUGCGUGUUUGAUUUUCCCAUAGCGAGUGUCGAAGUCGUUUUUAUUUUUCUAGUUUUUGGCGUUUCUUUUUCCUUAAUAGAUGUUCCCGUUGUGAGUCGCUCGCUAAUCGAGCAGCUGGCUAACAGAGCAGUUUGGAGCUAGUUAGCUAUCUUAUCAGAGUGGAGAAUGGGAGAAAAGCUGGAGCUCAAGCUCAAAUCGCCGGUUGGAGCGGAACCCGCUGGUUAUCCUUGGCCGUUACCAGUAUACGAUAAACACCACGAUGCUGCUCAUGAAAUCAUCGAGACAAUUCGGUGGGUAUGCGAGGAAAUCCCUGACCUCAAACUGGCAAUGGAAAAUUACGUCCUCAUUGAUUAUGACACCAAGAGCUUUGAGAGUAUGCAGAGACUUUGUGACAAGUACAACAGGGCCAUUGACAGCAUCCACCAGCUGUGGAAGGGGACUACCCAGCCUAUGAAGCUAAACAAGCGUCCAUCCAACGGGCUGCUGAGACAUAUCCUACAGCAGGUGUACAACCAUUCAGUGACUGACCCCGAGAAGCUCAACAACUAUGAACCCUUCUCUCCUGAGGUGUAUGGAGAGACCUCGUUUGACCUGGUGGCUCAGAUCAUCGAUGAAAUGGAAAUGAUGGAAGAAGACACAUUUGUUGACCUUGGCAGUGGAGUGGGGCAGGUGGUGCUGCAGGUUGCAGCAGCAACAAACUGUAAACACUACUAUGGUAUAGAGAAAGCAGACAUUCCAGCUACCUAUGCAGAGACCAUGGAUAAAGAGUUUAAAAAGUGGAUGAGAUGGUAUGGGAAGAAACACGGGGAGUACACACUGGAGAGAGGUGAUUUUCUGUCUGAAGAAUGGAAAGAGAGGAUAGCCAACACAAGUAUUAUUUUUGUGAAUAACUUUGCCUUUGGUCCAGAAGUAGAUCACCAGCUCAAGGAGCGCUUUGCUAACAUGAAGGAAGGGGGCAAAAUUGUAUCCUCAAAACCUUUUGCACCUUUGAAUUUUCGAAUCAACAGUCGAAACUUGAGCGAUAUUGGCACGAUAAUGCGCGUGGUGGAACUCUCUCCAUUGAGGGGCUCGGUGUCGUGGACUGGAAAGCCGGUUUCCUACUAUCUUCAUACCAUAGACCGCACUAUACUUGAAAACUAUUUUGCCAGUUUAAAAAAUCCUAAACUCAGGGAGGAGCAAGAGGCAGCUAGACGACGUCAACAAAAGGACACAAAGGACAGCAAAAGCAAUAACACCACCCCUACAAAACCCAAGGAGCAAAACAAGCAGCAGGACUCUUGUGGUGAGGAGGAUCGUCCUAGCCUGGUGACCGUCGUCAAACCCCCUACCAAGCCCAGAAGAACCCGGCUGUUGGCCAAAGGUCGCAAGCUCAACAAUAAGAAACGUGGUCGACCCAAGAAAGCUACCCCUGCUGCUGAGAAGAAUAAGAAAAAUCAGAGCGCAUUAGAUUUGCUGCAUGCAAAGACCCUUUCUGCAGCACCACCUCAGGAUGCAUACCGGCCACCUCAGACCCCCUUUUACCAGCUACCUUCCAAGGUCCAGCACUAUAAUCCUGGUCAGCUGCUGCUGAGCCCCACUCCUCCUGGUCUGCAACAACUACUUGAUAACAUCAAGGUCCAGUACCUCCAGUUUAUGGCUCACAUGAAGACUCCACAGUAUCGCUCCAAUCUGCAGCAGCUUUUAGAGCAGGAGAAGGAAAAACACAGGGAUUUGUCAGGACAGGCAGAGCAGCUCCAUUUGGUCUGUCAGUCUCACAAGAACAGGAUUAAAGGACUCUUCCAAACCAAACUAGAUGAGCUUGGAGUAAAAGCUCUGACUGCGGAGGACCUCAUUCAGGCUCAGAAGGAGAUAUCAGCCCACAACCGUCAGCUUAAAGAGCAGACUAAGCAACUUGAAAGAGACAUGGUUUUACUGAGGGACCACAGUCUGCUUCUGCUGAAGUCUCGAUGUGAGGAGCUGAAACUAGAUUGGGGGUCUUUGUGUCUGGAGAGUUUGUUAAAGGAAAAGCAGGCUCUGCGCAGACAGAUUUCUGAGAAACAGAAGCACUGCCUGGAGUUGCAGAUCAGCAUUGUGGAGCUGGAAAAAAGUCAAAGGCAACAGGAACUGCUUCAGCUCAAAUCCUACAGCCCUCGUGAUAGCUCCCCCUAUAGGAAGAGCCUGGAGUCACGCAGUUCCACAGAUGUGGACUCUUGUAAGCUUGGCAUGUCAUCGGCCCCAGCACUAAAUGGCAUUAACCCAGAGCUUUCAGUCAACGGCACCAGCUCACCAUGUUUUGACCGGGCUUACACAAAAGUAGAGCUUUCCCGCUACCUUCCCAUCUCUCCAGACCAUGAGGCAGUAGCCACCACCACUGAGGCACGACAGAGGCAGCAGAGCUCCUCCCUUCCUGACUACACUCGCUUCUCACCUGCCAAGAUUGCCUUAAGAAGGCACCUUAACCAAGACCCCUCUGCCUCUGCUCACUUAAGAGGAUCGAGCUUAAUGACACACAGGGAACUGGGAGUUGUCAAUUCCCCUCAUGGAGCCAAACAAAACUGUCCCUCUCCCAGUGCGUCUGAUGCUCAGUGCAAUGUGAAAAUCUCUGACAGGGGUGGUAAGGAGAGGAGUCCAUCUGUUCAGGGGGACAGCAUCACAAGCCUUCCAAUCAGCAUCCCUCUGAGUACUGUCCACCCAAGUAAAUUACCAGUCAGCAUCCCGCUGGCCAGCGUGGUGCUGCCCAGUCGUGCUGAGAGACUUAGGAAUACUCCCAGCCCUGUGUCUCAGUCAGGUCUGACCAAUGGAUAUUCAUGUUGCUCGGGGCUAAUGAAUGGAGGUUCCCACCCUGAGGACCACAACGGUGCUUCUUUAUCACCUCUUCCACACAGCAACAGUCCUUUGACAGGACCAAUGGGUCGAGGCGGUCCCAUCCAGAGCCCCUCGCUGAGCACAGGAGGGGUGCUCCAGUAUGCUGAUGGACCUCCGAGGAUUAUUCCUGAAGAAGGAACAGACCGCCAAGGUGGGGGAUCAGACACAGAGCUGCAAGAAAGCGAACUAAGGAGGAAGAUUUUCUUCUCUUCUUCCGCCUCUUCAUCUCCAUCUUCCUCUUCAUCAGGCAGCGGAAACUGUGUGGCCGGAGGACCACGCCUUUAUCAUCAUGCUGGCUCAGCCAAGCAGGGAUACCAUGGAAACCACCACCACCAGUCUCCUAGCACACAGCACGCACACACGCCCACACACACAUCAUCCUCCUACAGCUUCAGCUUUCAGGAGGGGCGUAGGCGUGGGAGGAGGAAGCGCAGCUCUACAGGGCCAGCCGUGGCCAGCGGAUCUCCGAAGAGACGUUCGUUCCCCGGGGUCGGCUCCAACAGCCACUCAUCAGGAUCACCGCUCAACAUUAACUCCAUGGUGAACAACAUCAACCAGCCUUUGGAAAUCUCCGCCAUCUCUUCUCCAGAACAAUCAAGCUGCAGCCCCCACAGUCUGGACCUGGACCUGCCCCCCAUCUUGAAGAGGGAGCGCCCUUUGGAGCUCAGUGGUAUCAGUCGAUACUCCACCACCCCCAGCUCUGACGAUGAGGACUCAGGAUAUCCUCCUGACAGCUCUAGUUCUCGCAUUGAAAGAAAAAUAGCCACAAUUUCACUGGAGAGCAGAGAUGGGCACGUUAGACUGGUUGAUGGAGAACGAGGAAGGAAAUCUGGUAGCAGCAGUGGUAACAGCACAGGCAGUGAGGCUUCCUCAUCAUCCUUUUGUUCAAACAGCAAGUGGAAAUCAACUUUUUCACCCAUAUUAGACCCCAAGCAGCCCAACUCUGAACUCAGACAGGGGGGCUCCCCAUUCAGCACGGAGGGGUCAAGCCGAAGCACAGACUCAGAUUCAGACUACAAACAACAGAAUGGGAGGAAAGGGGACGAAGGGGAUUCUUCCAGCUACAUGACCACCAACCCUUUCCUCAGCCAGGAGACAGGAAUGUGGUGUGGAGCCAGCAAUGGCUGUGGUGUCCAGGGAGGAACUGGUUCAGACCAGCGCCAGGUCCUCCAGAAGCAGAAGGGUCCCCGUGACUGGGAGCUGAAGACCAACAGCAACAUGGCCAGUCAGAAUCUCUUCAUUGCUGCCGCUGCCAGCAGCGGAGGGGGCAUUCUGAGUGGGAAGGUUGGAGGCAAUCCUGUUGUAGUUUCUUCAACCACUGGGUCACCUAUGGGACAGUACCUGGGCUCCCAGUUUCCACUCGGAGGGACCUCAGUCCUUCAGUCCUUGUUCGGGGCCCAGACGGGUGUCUCCACUGUGAACGGGACCUCCAGGCUUAUAAACGGACACUCUGCCCUGGGCAGCUUCUCCAGUGCAGGGUUGGCAGGAGGUAACUGAUGAGAACUACCUCAACAACAAAUAAACUACGCAAAAGUCCAGGUGUGGACCAAGGCACACUCCUCAUUCACUGGUGCUUCAAACCAUCUGCACUACCCAACCGCCUCCAAGACCGGCUUCUCACGGGGAAGAUCUGGGACACGUCCACACACUCACACUAAGGACCACUGUGGUCACCUGGAGCAGAAUCUGUAGUUAAAAGUUAUGUUUAUGUUUGAUGUGUUAAAUGUCGGUAUGAAGAUUUAAAAUCAACCCUGAGAGAGUCAUCUUAAAGGUGCUCAGAUAUGAUUGAGGAUCAUUUCAUUGUGGUGGUACUAAGGAAGGACUAACAUCUCUUCCAAACAUCAAACAACAGCCUGAAGCACACGUCUUGUGAUCCGCAUCAGGUGCCACACGCCUUCCAAAGCUUCACUGCAGGAGUGUGUGAUUUUAUACACUAAAACACACACACAACACAGAUCCAAUUCACUGAACUGGGCUCGGAUAUCAUGCAGCUUUGCCUUUUCUGCAUGCAGGUUCUCUUAUCCAUGUUUUCCUCCCGCUGAAACUGAGCACUUGUUGCAUCUUUAAAGAGAAUGAAACAAGAUGAGGAUCCUUUGGGUUAACUUCACACUGGAUAUUAGGAUGCAGAUUUCUUCAGUCUUGGCUGCUUAAUUGAAGCCCCAUUAUGGUUUAAAAGCCAAAAAAGAUCAUUUUGACUUCCUCAUGCAUUGAUUGUGAAUUAAGCUUCAUUUGGAGUAAAUUAGACGGUGAAAUUAGGUAUGAUUCACUGUAUUUCUGUCUCAUAUCAAGUAUUUAGCAUAUCAACAAAACAUUUUGAUGCCUAUCGCAGUUCUCCUCUUAAAUCAUUUGACUAUUAUAUGAAAAUAUGGAAAGCAUCUGUAGGUGUUGGAACAAGGUUCUGAUUUUAGUCCAUUUUUUUUUGAAGAAAAGAGGUUCACAUUACUAGCUGGGUAUGUUUUAAUCUGAAAAGAUGAAAUGAAAUCCACAAACUGAAAUUGUGCUCAGUGUAGACAUAGCUGCUGUCUAUCAGCCGCCUUUGGUCAGAGUUUAGUUGAAGUUUAGGGAGUAGCUUAAAAACGUGUGUACAGAAUUAGAGAAUUCAACUAGUUUCUCUAUUAAGAUUCGUGUUCCUAAGUCAGUUUGGUUAAGUCACACUACUACUUGGAAUAAUUUCUGCAGCCAGGUUUUUAAACUGGUCUUAAGAUAAAUUUUGCCCUAUUUAUAUUUGCUGGGCUCAGUGAAUACAGCCACGCACACAUACACAGCCAAACAUGCAACACCUCAAACACUGGGGAUAACAAAACCAACAUCUACAGAAACUACUGGACUCUCUUCACACCUUCAUGUUUGCUUGUUAACUGUCAUUUUUUUUGUUUGUAAAAAAAAGGUUUUUACUGUGAAUAUGAUUCAUUCUCCGACUGUAUAGUUGUGGAUAAUUUGGAAGAUUAUUAUUUAUGCCGUCUGUCUCUCUUUUUGCCUUGGUGUUUAUUUUUUCACUUUAAACUGUGUUGGCAAAGUAGAAUGAAAUGGUGUGUGUGUAUGUGUACUUGACUCACAGUCUGGAAACAAUGGUGCUAAGUUUGGACUGUGCCUGAUUUUAUUUAUUGUAAAUUGAAAUCAGUUUCAAUACAAUUUGAAUGCUUGGUGCUCUACACAGGGACAUUAGUUAGGCUGGUUUUUUUUUUCUUUGGCGUUUCUUUUCCUCAUAUUUAAUAUGCUAUUGACACAGACUUUAGCCUAGAGUACAACAGUAGACACCGCCUAAUGAUGAUAAAGCUCUUUAGUAGCUGCCUCGGAGUCUGAGGAAGUAGGUGUUGAUGUUUCUCAUGUAGUCAGACUGCAUUUCUUUCUCUCAGUAAAUAAAACGCACUGUUUUUAUAUUUCUUUUUAUUCUAAGUCUGCAUCAAAGUUUUAUUAAGUAUGUAUUUACAUUACAUCUAUAUAAGUAAAUAAAUAUAUAUGUAUAUAGAUAUAUAUAUAUAUAUAUAUAAGUGAUGAGGGAUGUUUGGUGCUCACAUUCUGACCGUUAUUUUCAGCCUGUUAAAAUGGGAGGCUUGAAGCCAAGCUGAGCAAAGCAUUACCACCUCGGGACCUUAACAUGGCAGCACAGCACCUCCUGAAUCUUUGUGAUGUAAACGAACCAGGACUAGAUACUCAAACUGUGUGUCCAUAUCUGAACACACACCGGUGCUGUAGCUUGGACACACUUCGAAUCCAGCACUAGAACUGUUCUGACUUUAAUCAGGUGUUUUCAACUCUUUGUUAUCUUUUGUUUUGGACCCAGAUUCUGCAGAAAAAAAAAAAAAAAAAAAAAAAAAAAGAAAUGGUGCUUCUGGAUCAAUGCAACGUCAGUUCAGUUUUUAAUUUUUUACAAACUAGAUCUUUACUGGUGCAUAAAGCACCACGUCGGCGUGUUUCUCCACACGUGUCUCUUGAUUUUCCUGACGAGGCCGAACUUUGUCAAGUGGUCGUGUUGUGUAACCGCUCACAGACAUGCUGAUGUAAAGUACUUUGUGCUUAUGAUCGAGGACAGCUAUGCUUCCUUUUUAACCUGGUAGAGGAAAUACACUUAAGCUCAGUUGUGUGUGAGUGCUGUUUUUCCUCCCCAUUCUUACCAGUGCAUAUCUAAGGGAUGAUUAGAGUAAAAUUGAAAGCUUUAUAGUCCAACCUCCUGUCCUGUGCACUCCCCAUGUAAGCAAAUGUUUUCCUCACCUGUGAGUGUUUAAACAAAGAGAAGAAAAUCGUUUUCAGAUGUAGUUAGAUGCUAGUCCAUUUGUUACCAGCACUGACAAGUAUUUUGUAAUUAUUGUUGAUGCUGUUUGGAUUUCUUUUCCUAUUCUUGGUGUGUGAUACAGUUGCAGUUACAUGUAAUGCUUUUUAUGGUGUACGCAGAUUCCUGUCAGGUUUUAUUACUACUAUCCAGCCGUCAGCACGUUGCUCUCCUUCACCUAAAAUAAAAACAGUUGCAGCUUUUGAUAGAUACUACCCUUCUCCUGUUGUGCUGCAAGGUUUUAUGGUUCAACCAUGUUUAAGCUGAGCUCACUUUGUGGCUUUUCUGAUGGUCCGGUUUGACUCUUGGAGGCGAUUUGAGGCAUGUGCCACUAAGAAAAGUUUGUGCUGCAAAAGGUUAAAUGUGCUCAUUACAGCUUUCAAUCAGUUUUGUAAUUACUUAUACUCUAAAUGUUUUUUUUUGGGGGUGGGGGCAUUAUUUGAAAUUAAAGAUUUUUGCAAUACUCCUGGUACGUCUUUGGUAGACCUGUGAGUUUUUGUACUCAAUAGGGUUUACUUUAAAUCCUGCCAAAGGUAAUAACUCAGGAACCUUCCAACAGUUUUCUAUUAACAACUCUAUUUAUUGAAGUGGCAUAAUGGAGACCCUCUAGAAAACAAGCUCAGGACUACGAUAACUUGGUGAGCAUAUUUUAAAACAAAAAUCUGUGAGAUGCCCUCAGACUGACUCUUACUGGCGCAUGCGCUCGAGCUCUAUGAGUCGCCGUGAUCUCAGGAAAGCCAUGAAAUGUGCGUCGACAUGUUCCUCAUCUCACAAAUGCCUCUGUCUCGAAAUGUGUCACCAAGAAGGAGGUUCAGAGUCUUCUGUCCGGUUCCCUUUAAAUGUGUCGGGACUGGCAGUGAAGGACAGAUGCAACCUAAGCGGUGUGUGCGCGGUGAUCUCUGAUUGGGUGAAGCCAGGGCAGGUUUGAGGUGCAAUAAUGGCAAACCUACUUUCCAAAAGGCCCUGGUUUUUUUUUUCCUGAAACAAUUGUUACUGUUUGAUGUUGGUGCUUUUAAACUAUGAUGUUAAAAUGAAACAAAUGGAAUUAGUGUGUUUUUUUCUGCAUUUUAUGUUUAUCAAUAAAAAUGUUUCAUAUGAUAUUGA